AGUCUGGACAUGACGUAAACCAAUGGGCAGGCCCGGAAGACAGAGGCGUUUGCUUCCGUGGCCAAAGGCGCUUCAUUUCCGGGUGAAACUGGCAUUGAGGGUACUGGGGCGUGCGUGAGGCGUUUACUGAUGCUUCCUGGUCCGGUGGCCUCGGUCCCGGUAAGCCAGGCAUGAAGAUCACAAGGCAGAAACAUGCCAAGAAGCAUCUUGGCUUCUUCCGCAACAACUUCGGAGUCCGCGAGCCGUACCAGAUCCUGCUGGACGGCACCUUCUGUCAGGCGGCGCUGCGGGGCCGCAUCCAGCUGCGGGAGCAGCUGCCCCGCUACCUCAUGGGGGAGACGCAGCUGUGCACCACAAGAUGUGUGUUAAAAGAGCUAGAAACAUUGGGAAAGGACUUAUAUGGAGCAAAACUGAUUGCACAAAAAUGCCAAGUUCGAAAUUGUCCUCAUUUCAAGAAUGCAGUGAGCGGAUCAGAAUGUCUGCUUUCCAUGGUUGAAGAGGGAAAUCCUCAUCAUUAUUUUGUGGCAACACAGGAUCAGAAUUUGUCUGUGAAAGUAAAAAAGAAGCCUGGAGUUCCUCUCAUGUUUAUUAUUCAGAACACUAUGGUUUUGGACAAACCUUCUCCCAAAACAAUUGCCUUUGUAAAAGCAGUGGAGUCAGGUCAGCUUGUCUCAGUGCAUGAGAAAGAAAGUAUCAAACAUCUCAAAGAGGAACAGGGUUUAGUGAAAAACACUGAACAGAGUAGAAGAAAAAAGCGCAAGAAAAUAAGUGGUCCCAAUCCUCUUAGCUGUUUGAAGAAAAAGAAAAAGGCACCGGACACACAAUCAUCUGCUUCUGAAAAGAAAAGAAAAAGAAAAAGAAUUCGGAACAGAUCUAACUCAAAAAUACUUUCUGAGAAGCAGAAUGCAGAAGGAGAAUGAAUCCUUUGGAUACUUUCAAGGACAUUCAAAUGUGAAAAUGAAUUUUUUACAACUAGAAGUAUUUAUAAUAAAAGACCAAACUUAUUUUUGUAAAUGAACCCAUAUGCUUUAGCUAAAAUUAAUUAUAAAAUAAAAACAGUGACCAGUCUAGCCAGUAUGGCAAAACCCCAUCUCUACUAAAAUACAAAAAUUAGCUGGGCACGAUGGUGCACAGUUGUAAUUCCAGCUACUCAGGAGGCUGAAGCAUGAGAAUCGCUUGAACCUGGGAGGCAGAGAUUGCAGUGAGCUGAGUUCGUGUCACCUCACUCCAGCCUGGGCAACAGAGUGAGAACAUGUCUCAAAAAAAAAAUAAAAACAGUGAAUGGGUUUAGGUGUGAUGGUAUUCACUUUACUUACUAAAUGGUUUCGGGAGGUUGUUUCUCCAGGUAAAAUUGUUGCCUCUCUGGUCCCAUUCCCACCUUCAAACAUUAUAUGCAAACAGUUUUAAAAAAUCUUACAGUUGUAAAAGGCUUGUGACAAAAAAAGAGGCAGUCCCUCUUUCACAUUGACAGAAGAAACUUCCUCUUUCAAUUCUAGUAGUUGAAGAAUUUAUAUUUCCAAAUUGUAUGAUUAUACCACUACUUUUUGAUACAUCAAUUAUUUAUUGACUUCCUACUAGAAAGAGUGAAAUUCUGCCCAUUUAUACUGCACCAUUUUUCCAGUAUAUGAAUAUUUUACUCUUUGUACAUCAGAAACUCAGUAUUUUCAUUAUUAUGACUAGAGUUUUUUUGUUUGUUUGUUUGAGUUCUACUUGUCCAAUAAGGAUGAUGAUUUUCUUUUAGAUGUAAAUGUUAACUUCAAUAGCAAGAAUUCAAAAAUAAUAUUCUCUUUGAGAUUGACUGUGAAUGUUAUUGAAAAGUGUCUAAAUUAGUCUGAGGAUCAAUGAGGGUCAAUUCAGUUAGGAAUUGAAUAAUGAAACGUGUCUCUCUGAAUUCCCCCGGCAAUUGUUUUAGUCAUUUAUCAGGCCAAAAUUAAAAUGUUUUUGUACUACAAGAUGGAAGUAUAAAAUUAUUGGACAAGUGAAAUCGUAUCAGUAGUUCCUGACUGACAGCUUCUGGAGCCACACUAGAGCAGUGAUUCUCAGUCUAACAUUAGGUUAUCAUGAUGACGUAUGAGUAAAUUCUUAAUGGUUAAAUGUGAGACAGUUCACAUUUAUUCCCAUAGAAAUGUCAUUCUCAUUUGAAUUCAGAGAUACUUCUUUGCUGGAAAUUGGAAUUAUAGCUUUACACCAAGGACUGACACGUAGACUAAUCUGGCAAGCCAAGGUAGUGUUUGGAUUGCAAUGUCAUGAUUCUGUUUUAAAUUCUUGAUGGUAGAAACAUUUUUAAUAAGGAAGGCAAAAAUACUGGAAAAAAGUGAAUACUGUAGGUUUUGUGAGGAAAGUUAACAUUUGUCAAUGACAAGCAUUAAAGCCACCUAAUAAAGUGUAGACAAAGUGAUAAAUAUACGCUGAUGAUACUCAUUUCAAUAUGCUAAAAUACAUUAAAUUUAGGUAUUACUCAAUCUAUUUCUACUUAGUCAGUGCUAUCUGAUUACCUGUUAAUAGCAUCUGAACUGGAGAGCUGGAAAAAUCCACUUUUUUAUGAAGCAGUAAUUAUAGAAGUACUAAAAAUUACAAUGUAUUAGUAAGUUUAAUAUUUUGGCAGGGCAUGGUGGCUCACACCUGUAAUCCCAGCACUUUGGGAGGCCGAGGCUGGCAGAUCACAAAAUUAAGAGAUCAAGACCAUCCUGGCCAACAUGGUGAAACCCUGUCUGUACUAAAAAUACAAAAAUUAGCUGGGUGUGGUGGUGUGCGCCUGUAGUCCCAGCUACUCGGGAGGCUGAGGCAGGAGAAUCGCUUGAACCCAGGAGGCGGAGGUUGCAAUGAGCCAAGAUCAUGCCACUGCACUCCAGCCUGGUGAGAGAGUGAAACCCCGUCUCAAAAAUAAAUAAAUAAAUAUGUUUACUAUUUUAAAACUGGUUAAUCAUUUAUGUAUUUUGCCAGUAAAAUUACUUUAAAAGAUAUUUUAACAAAAGUCUCAUAUCCUUGUACUUCAGUUUUUUUGUGUGUGAAUACUAUCCCUAUACCACUACCCCUAAAACCUCAGAAUUAUUUGCUUUAUUUUUUCGUACAACUUGGGGAAGGGAACCAUGGGAGUGCGCACAUGGGAUCAUAAUCCAUUCUGUGGUUUGGAAAAUGAAAAUGUUAACCUCUGCUUUAGAGGGUAGCUACUAGCUUUGUUGGGGAUAAAAGUGUAAUACAUGCACUUUUGAACUCUGAAAGUUUGCCAAUCUGAAAAGGGGUGUUUCUGAAGACCACUAUCUUUUACGAACACUUAAAAAUAAGUGUUUGCAGUUGUGUAUGGGCACGAUACUGUAUUCUUUACAUUUUUAUGGCCCUACAGCUACUUCUUAUCCCUGCAAGUAUAUAAAUUAAAACCAAGUCACUUUAGAACAGCUUUGAAACUAGAGUUUCAAAGGUAAAAGGAUCUCAUGUUUCUGAAUCUGCGUAAAGCAAGAUGGCUGUGAUUUGACAGGUUUAAUUGCUAGUUUUUUAUAGGUGGAUAGAAAUGAAUAGUUUGGAGUCUUUAAAAUGUUUUUAAAAAUGCUUACUAUCUAUAUAUAUGACAUUAUUCCCAAUUAGUUUUAUAUCUCCAAGAUAUAUAUAUGUAUAUAGGUAUAUACACAUAUGUAUAUAUACAUAGUCUAUAUAUUCUAUAUAAGAAUAUAUUCCAAUAAGAAUAUAUUCCAUAUGGGAAUAUAUUAGUCAUUGAUGUAUUUUGCCGGUAAAAUUAAAAGAUAUUUUAACAAAA
Molecule: messenger RNA, 3751 nt
Organism: Pan troglodytes (chimpanzee)
Lineage: Eukaryota; Metazoa; Chordata; Mammalia; Primates; Hominidae
Gene: UTP23
Product: UTP23 small subunit processome component
Exons: 3
Coding region: 171-920 (249 amino acids)
Cellular component (GO): small-subunit processome
Source: RefSeq, a predicted model, not a curated record